Messenger RNA from Funneliformis geosporum, 507 nucleotides. Lineage: Eukaryota; Fungi; Glomeromycota; Glomeromycetes; Glomerales; Glomeraceae. The record is from the annotation of a GenBank genome assembly.
AUGGAUCGCUUAGAAAUUGCUUUUAAAAAUGUCCAUGCUUUUAGAGCAUUGGCUGCAUGGAUGUACACUUUCACAAAAGAGAGCGUGUUUAUGAUCAUUAAUAGAGAAGAAAUAAAGUUAAUUUACGAAGACGCUAGCCGAGGAACAGUUAUGGGAUUUUUGAAGUUUUAUAAAAAUGAAGGACGACAAACUUAUGAAUCUGUUGAAUCUAUUAAAGUAAAUUGCACCUAUUCUAACAAUGAAUUCACAUUUGAAUUUAACCCUGAAUGCUUAAAGCAAGCGUUAGAUUGUAUGGCAGAAGAUAAAAGGAUCGUCAAGAUGGAACUUAAAGACCAUGAAGAUGGUCACAUUCUUUUGUUUACAGGGUAUACCACCGGAUGCUUUGAACGAUCCAUAUCAAAAUUUUACGUGAAUUUGCAAAAUUCACCACCACAACUUCCAUCAAUGAAUGUAGUCAAGUAUGUCACCAAUUUAAACACCCAAGUGAAAAUCAAGGUAGGAACUUAA